This is a messenger RNA of Monoraphidium neglectum, 894 nucleotides long. RefSeq lists its product as uncharacterized. NCBI's taxonomy places the organism in Eukaryota, Viridiplantae, Chlorophyta, Chlorophyceae, Sphaeropleales, Selenastraceae. The record is from RefSeq and is a predicted model, not a curated record. Bases 1 to 894 code for a protein of 297 amino acids. The transcript has 7 exons. Gene Ontology annotation, molecular function: hydrolase activity.
AUGGACAAGACCAUUGCGUCCCUGAAGCUGGCGCGGGUGCUGGAGAUCGACGACGACGGGGUGCCGCGCUGGGUGGGGGGCGACACGGUCAUUGUGCAGCUGGGGGACGUGCUCGACAGGGGCAACACGGAGAUAGGUAUCAUCAAGCUUUUCCUGGAGCUCGACAACCAGGCUCAGAAGGAGGGCGGCGGCGUGUACAUGCUCAAUGGGAACCACGAGAGCUUGAAUGUGUGCGGGGACUUCAGGUACGUCACGCCUGGAGCGUUCAUAGAGUCCGCCAUCGAAUUCGGGAUCCCGCGGGACGUGGCGCUGCGCAGCUGGGACGGGUGCAUCCAGGCGCGCGCCGCGCUGUACCUCCCCGGCGGCAAGGUGGCACGCAUGCUGUCCCGCAACCCCACCGUCCUCAUCGUCAACGACACAGCGUUCGCGCACGGCGGCCUGCUGCCCACACAUGUCGCCUACGGCAUCGAGAAGAUGAACAGCGAGGUGGCGGCCUGGAUGCGGCGCGACAAGGUGGAGGACGGCUACGCCAGCCCGCCGUUCCUGGCCAUGGGGGACGGCAAGUCUGUGAUGUGGAACCGCUCGCUGUCUCAGGAGAAGUGGAGCAACCCGGCUGACCGCUACCAUGCGAAGAACCAGGUGCAGCAGGCGCUCAUGAGGGUCGGCGCGAAGCGGCUCGUCGUCGGCCACACGCCGCAGAUGCGGGGCGCCAACGUGGAUUGCGACGGCCUGGUGUGGCGCAUCGACGUGGGCAUGAGCAGCGGCGUGCUCGACGCGCCCGUGUCUGUGCUGGAGAUCACUAAGGAGGAGGACGGCAUGGUGGACUGCAGGGUGCUCACAGAGGGGGAGGCCCUCGGCUCGUUCGAUGAGAUCGAGGCGCUGGUCGACUUCUGA